AAAUUCCCCAACCAUUCAUCAUAUCCUUACAGUAUCCUCACCUUGGUAAUUAACAAGAAGAAAAGAAAUUGAGAAUUAACCCUUUAUGUCUAUUUUCCUGUUUUAUGUCAUCCACAAUGGUGGCAAAAAUUGAUGGUAACUGAGAAGAAAAAAUCACCAUUAUGGAAGAAGGUGCCCGUGCAGCCAAUAUCUUUAGGUCCCAAUCUGUUCCAAACGUAGGGCGUCGUUCAUCAGCUUCGAAUGUUGCACUUGCACAAAAGUUGUUUGCAGAGGCAAUUGGGGCGUAUGUGAUAAUAUUUGCAUGGUGUGGAUCAGUUGCCAUGUACAAGCUAGUCGAUGAUGAGAGCAUAACGUUAUCAGGGAUAAGCAUGACAUGGGGAGCAGUUGUAAUGGUGAUGGUUUAUUCCAUGGGACAAGUAUCAGGAGCUCAUUUUAAUCCUGUGGUCACUAUCAUUUUCUCUAUCUUCCGUCGCUUCCCAUGGAAAUUAGCACCAGUAUACAUAAUAGCUCAAGUAAUCGGAUCCGUUCUGGCAGGCGGUACUUUAGCACUACUGUUGGGUGUUGAUCUCAAAGCUUACAUUAAGCAUUUUCCUAAAGUGGGCUGAAUAUGAGCAAAGUUGAUCAAUAUUUGGUUUGGAGAAGUAAUGUUUGAUAACUCCUUUGUUGUGUAUCAAUGAAAAUCUUACCUGCACUAUGGUUGCAACUUUUUUACCCGCAAGAUGUAUAGUGUUGGAGAAUCCUAAGAGUAUAUUUAGGGAAGAGUCCUAUAAUCAGAAUAUAUAUAUAUACACACAUCAGCGUAUACAUUAGCAUAGGAAUGUGCUUAAUUAGGACUCUUCACCAACUGUGGUGUAUAUAUGCACGAUCCUUGUAAUGUGCAGAUUAUGAAAGAGAGAGCAAGAAAACUGCUCAUUCA
This is a messenger RNA of Lycium barbarum (goji berry), 916 nucleotides long. RefSeq names its product probable aquaporin NIP-type. The transcript has 3 exons. NCBI's taxonomy places the organism in Eukaryota, Viridiplantae, Streptophyta, Magnoliopsida, Solanales, Solanaceae. Gene Ontology annotation, biological process: transmembrane transport. Gene Ontology annotation, cellular component: membrane. Bases 162 to 605 code for a protein of 147 amino acids. Gene Ontology annotation, molecular function: channel activity. The record is from RefSeq and is a predicted model, not a curated record.